UAUGCCCCACCCCCCCCAAAUAAACCCUGUUGCCUUUUGCAAAAGUUCCUGCUUGGGGGAGCAGAGAAGAGGCUAACAGAAAGGAUGUUGAAGACUAUAAAACAAGCCCUUUUUUCUUCUGGCUUGGAGAUGCCUAAAUGGACUGCAUUACCAAAUCAGGCAUCCGAUUAUGAAAUUCGACAAUAUGAACCUGCCAAAUGGGUGUGUACAUCUCUUAAAACCAUAGACUGGGAUGCAGCCAUCAAUGCUGGCUUCAUGAAGCUCUUUAACUAUAUUAAAGGCAAGAAUGAAAAAGGAACAAAGAUAGCUAUGACAGCUCCAGUGACAUGCUACGUCCAGCCAGGAGCUGGCCCGUUCUCCGAGUCAAUCACAACAGUUGCCUUUUAUGUGCCAUCUCAGUACCAGGCAAAUCCACCCAAGCCUUCAGAAGCAGAUGUCUUUAUCGAAAGUAAGCCAGCAAUUACGGUCUUUGUCAGAUCGUUUGGAGGAUUUGCUAAAGCUAAAAGAAAUCAAGACGAAAUACAGGCACUUGCUGAAUCUUUAAAGCGGGAUGGAAGAACAUUUCAAGAAAAGAUCUAUUACACUGCUGGUUAUGACAGUCCAUUUAAGUUGCUAAACAGGCAUAAUGAAGUUUGGCUUAUCAAAAGAAGCUAAAAUCUUUCUACAGCAAUACAGAUUAUAAGUAUUAACUUUUAAAUGCUUAAUUUAAAAGGGAGCAGUUUUCCUUAUAUAUAAAAUAAGGGGUUUUGUAUAUUUUUCUAACAAAUUUCUUUGCUUUUACCAUUGCCUAAAUUUCUAUGCUGUUAUAAAAUUGAUCUUUUUUUUUUUUGCUAAAAUAUGGCUAAUAGAGUAAUGCUAAUAACUAUUUUAUAAUAUUUAUAAUCCUUGAAAGUAUGAUGAAUUAUGUUUUGUAGGAAAUUAACUCAACUUUCUACAAAAACGGUAAUACUUAAGCUUUUUUCACUAAUUUGAAGGCUUAAUCUGGGGAGACAGGAAAUUUGAAAGGCAGGUGGAAUCUCCAUGAAUCUCAUACUGGUUUCUAGAGUUUUGUUUUUCUCCAUUAGAAGGCAAACUGCUAAAUUGCGUUAUUUUGCUGCUGAUCUUUGCCGCAAAAUCAAGCAUAAUGACCUUGGAUAGUCUUGAGGCACUAAUUAACUCAAAAACCCUCUCAAAUUUCCCACUUCCACAGCGAAAGGAAAAGGGGCAGAAAGUUAUGUCCCUCUUGCAUUACCGUAUCCCUUGAUGGAGGGGGGGUGGAAUUAAAAGGCAAAACUCUUGAGCUGGCCAAGAAAGAAGUUUCUGAGGUAAGCCUGGAGAUCCAAUCUGCUUCCCCUUUUAGCCCUUUUUGAAAUGUUACCUAAAAGGUAAGAAUGUUAACGCCCAUCCCAGCUUCCUUUUAAAUCAAAUACUGGUCUGAGGAUUUUUAAACACUUCCUAUGUGUCCUGUAAAUCAGGGGUUGCUGAAUUUGGGAGGCCCUUAUGGCCUGUUUAGGGGGGGCAGUUUUUAGGGUGAGAUUCCCUUUCACCUCCUCAAAAUAUUGAUUGUGGACUUUAAUUCUUUGAACUCUGCCAAUCCUUCUUCUGAAUAAUUAUUGAAUAUAUAUAGGUAGUUCUUGUUUAGCAAUUGGUUCCAGCAACUCAGCCAUUAAGUGAAGUGGUUGCUAUAUGAAAAUCAUGUAACUGCUUAUGAUUUUACUUCAGCUUUCCUUUCCCGCCACUCCCUCAUCUUUUCUAAUACUCAUCCCAGUGCUAGAAUGAUUAACUAGAAUGUAAUUUGUAUUUACAUACAUUAGAGAAGAGUAAGCAGGCACACAAUAGGCAAUAGACAUUGAAAGGAAUGCUGUAGGUUGGCUGUUGUGCUUGCAGCUGCUUAGGAGGCAAAGAAAAGCCUUCAACGUGAAACUGAUUAGGAUCUUGUCAGUUUCAGAUAGCAAGGCUAGUGGGCUGGACUGUUCUAAUCGAAUUAUUAAGGUCACAGAGCUGACCUUGUUUACUUUAGUUAAGACUUUGAGGGAAGUUGUGUGUGUGAACAAAAGCAGUUCAGGAAAUAUGGCUUGUUUAAGCAAUCUGCAACGGGCAAGGAAGGAAAAAAAAACCAAGUCAGCCAAAGGACAAAGCAGUAUAGUGCUGACUGACCGUUGUGACAAACACAUGACUUGAUAAGAGAUGCUGCAGAGGUCAUAAAUGCAGGUAUUAGUCACAGUUACAUUUCCAACAGUUAUAACUGCAAAAGGUCACUGCUUGAGGCAGUAGCUGAAUGAAGACUACUUGUCCUUAAGAAGGAAUAUCCUUAAUUGGAAAACCAGGUUCCAAUUGAUGGUUACACUUAGAUGCCACAAUGUAUGUAAAUUAUCAUUCACAUGCUAUAAAUAUUUAAAAAUAUUCAUGCCUGAGUUGAUCAUGCUUAGAUUCAACUGACAUUAGUUUAUGCUUUGCUUUUGGGUGAAAAUAUUUGUGCACCUUUGAAAGCUAUAGUGGAGGGAAUUUAACAAACUGGCUCACUAGAGUUCAAUGCUAUUGUCUUCCAUAUAGCAUGCAGUGAGUUUUUCUACCAUGGAAACCUGCAAUAUUGCCAAUCCAUGUUGCUAUAAUGAAAAGUAGCGUAACUUGGUCAGAUAACAAUGGGCCUUCCAAACUCCUAUAUUAAUGCAUUAUUAAUGUAUGAUUCCCACUUUACCCUGCAUUACAAGCUGUGUAUUUUUAUUCCUGAAAGUUUGUAAGGUGCUAUAGAUCUUUUUUUUAAAAAAGAGGAUUAAUGUAGAAUUCAGUCCUGUUAUCCUGUAUUUUAUUCAGCAUAAUUAAUGUGGAAAACUACUAAUUGUAUUGUUGCUUCUAAAUGAAAUUGUAUUGUAUAAUGUUUCUUCCUCUUAUUUAUGUAUAGAGAUAGUCGACUUAAAACCAGUAGCUUAGUGACUCUUUGAAGUUAUAUUUCCCAGGACUACUUACAACUCAGAUUUUAAGUUCCAAUGGCGCUUCCAUCACAUGGUUGUAUUUCGGGUGCUUAGCAACCAACUUACCUUUACGGCCAUUUGCAGCAUCCCAGUCACGUGACCACAAAUUAUGCCUCUCUCUCUCUUUUUUUUUUUUGGCCAGAAACAAGAAUUUACUUUGGGUUUCCAGCAAAAAAUGCCCAUUGUGAAUAAUGGUUUCACUUAAGGACUGUGAUGUUACCUUAAUGGUCAUGGUGAAUAACUUAAUGACCGCUGCAAAACAGUUGUAAAAUUGGGUAUGGUCACAUAGUGAACCAUUUAACAACUGGCAUGAUUUACUAUCAUAAGUCUGGGCUCAAUUACAGUCAUAAGUUAAGAACUAUCUGUAUAACAGAGAAUAGCAAACCGAAUGAUACAAAAUAUAUGUAUUUUGUGCCAUAAUUAAUAGAAAGAGGAAAUGUUUCUUUGUACGUAUUUAUCUCUAAACUGUAGCAAGGCAUAAAAACUCUCAUUUUUAAAAUUUCAUGCCUUCUUACAGUUGGCUUUAUCAUACCAUAUAUUAAAAGUGCUUUUAGUACUAAAUAGAAGAGGCAACUCUAAAAUUAGACAUUGUUUGUAAGUAAUUAAAUGGUUUACUAAUAUAUACUCAAGCAGCCCACAGUAUUUAAAAUCAAAUAUUGUAGUUAUAGCUUUACUAAAAAUAUAUGAUAUAACAUUUGUAAAUUAAUUACAUUUGUUUUUGGGAACAAAUCCUUAUUUGGCGAGUAUGCUAUUUUGUAAAAACUUCUUGGUUUAAUAGGUAUUGUAUAAAUACAUUGGCUGAAGCACAAGGAAAACAAUGAAAAUAAAAAUGUCUGUAUAUGGCAAGUAAGUAUAUUAAAAAUGUUCUGAAGAACA
Ahaetulla prasina is the source of this 3827-nucleotide messenger RNA. RefSeq names its product heme binding protein 2 (gene HEBP2). NCBI's taxonomy places the organism in Eukaryota, Metazoa, Chordata, Lepidosauria, Squamata, Colubridae. The transcript has 5 exons. The record is from RefSeq and is a predicted model, not a curated record. The coding region runs from base 85 to 654 and encodes 189 amino acids. Gene Ontology annotation, cellular component: cytoplasm.